AUGGCUUCACGCCCCGCGUUCACUCGCAUUUCCAGACGCCUCGUUAAUCCUAUACUCCCAGAGCUAUCGAAAAGACAGCCGUCGAAACCUAGUGCGCCCGAUAAUGGUGCAAUUCCCGCUACAGAGGAGGCUUCGAGGCUAGGAAAGCAGCCUAGUUGGAGAUCAAAACUUCAACCAGAAGAUUACUGCUCUUACAGAGACCCUACCAUUCCAGUAUCCGAACAACUAGAGUAUGCGAGGCGGUUUUUUGCCAAAUCAAAACAUUCACCUAUUCAUCUCUGGACGACAAACCUAUUCCGAAAAAUUCCUGAAUCAGAUACCCCGGAGGUGGUGUUUAUGGGCCGAUCUAAUGUCGGCAAAAGCUCAGUAAUUAACAUGCUGGUUGGGGAGGAUAUCUGCUAUACGUCAGCAACACCCGGCCGGACACAAACUAUGAAUGCGUUUGGAGUCGGAGGACUGAAAGGUGGCGAAACAAAGAUCAAUAUAAUUGACUCGCCUGGUUACGGCAAAGCUAGUAGACCAGAAUGGGGACAUGAGCUGAUGAAAUACCUAAGUAAAAGAAAACAAUUAAGAAGAGUAUUUCUGAUUAUCGAGUGCAAGGCUGGUGUCAAGCAUUCGGAUAAGGAAGUCCUCUCCAUCCUUCGAGAAUUUACUAUCCCUCACCAGAUUAUCGUCAGUAAAGCCGAUCACUUUAUAACUGAAGGAAGGGCAGGAGACCACAAGGCGCAUCGUACUGCUAGUUUGAAGCAGUUUAGAAAUAUUAUUGCUCGAAUCAGAAAGGAGGUUACUCCCACUCGAGAAGAAGGAAUUCCGCCUCUGGGCGACAUUUUGGCUUGCAGUAACAAAAUUCGGAUUGGUGAAGGCCAUAAUAAACAUCCCUUGGGAAUUGAUGCAUUGCAGUGGACUAUUCUACAAGCUGCUGGCUUUGGCUAUCAACCAUCCUAA
This is a messenger RNA of Nannizzia gypsea CBS 118893, 945 nucleotides long. RefSeq names its product GTP-binding protein engB. The record is from RefSeq and is a predicted model, not a curated record. NCBI's taxonomy places the organism in Eukaryota, Fungi, Ascomycota, Eurotiomycetes, Onygenales, Arthrodermataceae. Gene Ontology annotation, cellular component: mitochondrion. The transcript has 2 exons. Gene Ontology annotation, molecular function: GTP binding. The coding region runs from base 1 to 945 and encodes 314 amino acids.